Molecule: messenger RNA, 819 nt
Organism: Rubroshorea leprosula
Lineage: Eukaryota; Viridiplantae; Streptophyta; Magnoliopsida; Malvales; Dipterocarpaceae
Source: the annotation of a GenBank genome assembly
CCUUUUUCUGACUUUCAGCUUUGGCAACUAUAGUCCUAAAUGGCCACUUAAUCGAUAUCCAUAUAUAAACCUACCUUCCUUACUUUCUCUUUCCCUAAACCAUAUUCCUCCUAAUCCACCCCCUCCCCCUCUCCCUCCCCCCCACCAAAAAGAAAAAAGUUUCUAUGGCUUCUGUAACUGGAGAUGUUAGAUACGAUGAGGCGUUCAUCACGAAUUCCCGAGGAUUGAAGCUCUUCACAUGCAAGUGGAUCCCACUGAAUCAAGAACCAGAAGCCUUGAUCUUCAUCUGCCAUGGAUACGCCAUGGAGUGCAGCAUCACCAUGAAAAGCACGGCGUUCCGGCUGGCCAGAGCGGGGUACGCCGUUUACGGCAUGGAUUACGAAGGCCAUGGAAAAUCGGCGGGCCUUGCCGGCUACAUCAGCAGCUUUGACUCCGUCGUAGACGACUGCUCCAAUCAUUUCACCAACAUAUGCGAAAAAGAAGAGAACAAAAGAAAAAUGAGAUUUUUGUUGGGGGAAUCGAUGGGCGGAGCUGUGGCACUGCUUUUACACAGGAAGAAACCAGAGUACUGGGACGGCGCAGUGUUGGUGGCACCCAUGUGUAGGGUACGUGCCCUUAACUUAUUCUUUGGCUUCAGUCACGCCCUUUGAGGCUGUCAAAUAUUCCCCACGACCCAAUCCCGCCGUUAGGUACGAUAAGAUACUCCGCGAAAUUAACUGCACUAGUUUGCACCGAGAAAUUCAUUUUUAUCUCAAAUUGCAUUUUUUUUGGUAACCAGUUAACCACCCCCUUUCUUUCAAAUAAAGUAUGACUUUUACU